Molecule: messenger RNA, 664 nt
Organism: Macadamia integrifolia
Lineage: Eukaryota; Viridiplantae; Streptophyta; Magnoliopsida; Proteales; Proteaceae
Product: 11 kDa late embryogenesis abundant protein
Exons: 1
Coding region: 74-502 (142 amino acids)
Biological process (GO): embryo development ending in seed dormancy
Source: RefSeq, a predicted model, not a curated record
CUCGCUCUUUUCAUUUCAGAAUUUCACUCUAUAUCAAUUUUUAAGAGAAGUCGUGUAAUCUUAAUCGGAGAAGAUGCAGUCGGCAAAGGAAACAGCGUCUAACGUCGCAGCGUCGGCAAAGGCGGGGAUGGACAAGACGAAGGCCACGGUCCAAGAGAAGGUGGAGAAGAUGACGACCCAUAACCCAGUGGAGAAAGACAUGGCUACCCAUCGUAAGCAAGAGAAGAUUGAUCAGGCCGAGUUGAACAAGCAAGCGGCGCAGCAACAUAACGAGGCGGCAAGGCAACAGACCACCACCACAACCGGUCACACGACAACUACCGGCGGGCUCAACCCAGCGUCUGCAAUGCACGGACACAGCACCACCGGGCAUACAAUUGGGUCUCACCCGACUGGGAUGACCACCACCAGCACCACCACCAAUCCAGCUGCUGCUGACCCACGCCUGGGUACUCGCCACACCACCGGCACCGGCACCGGCACCGGCACAGGGACUUAUUAGGGUUUGAUGGAACAACGGUCCAUGCAAUAAAAUGUUAUCCUUUUGCUUUGUUUGUUUAGAUUUGGUUGUGGUAGUCACAGUUAUGUUUAAUAGUUGUGCUUGAAGGUCGACUUGUAUUGGAAAUUAUAUGCUAUAUACUGAAUUUGACCGUUGUAUAUUUAA